Molecule: messenger RNA, 435 nt
Organism: Hydatigera taeniaeformis
Lineage: Eukaryota; Metazoa; Platyhelminthes; Cestoda; Cyclophyllidea; Taeniidae
Source: the annotation of a GenBank genome assembly
AUGCUGACUGUGCAGAGCAACAGCGACUACCGUCGUUCUGGUGGAUACGGUCAUCAUCAAGGUAACGGUCACUACUACUCUUCCUUCUACGGUUCAGAUUCCCACAGCGGCGGUCACGAUAGCAGCGGGGGCGGCUACGGGGGCAACUACCAUCAUCACCACCACCACUCCGGCUCGGGCGGCACCGGUGGCCACAUAGGGAGCGGCGGUGGAGGAGGCGGUCACGGGGCAAUGGACGCCACCUUCGUCUGGAAGCUAAGCAAACUCGGACGCAUAAGCUCCUCCCGACUGCGGUUUGACGAUGACUUUGCGGACCGACUCAACUAUCAGUUCUCCGGUGUCCUCAUGUUCCUAUUCAUUGGUGUUAUCGGCAUCAGACAAUACGUUGGUACGUCUCAACAGAUCCUCACUUCCGACAGCAGUAUGUCUUACUAG